UCACAUGACUGAGUUUGAGGGAAGGCCAUGGGUACCGCAACGUUUGCGUUGUUGGACUCGCGUGGAGCCUACCUUUUAUGCAAGUUAUGUUUUUAUUCUCAAAAUCUUUAUUGUAACGUUAAUGUAGCCUACUCUGGAAUAUUUUGUAGCAUUUUAUUUUAACUUGAAUUUGAAGCAGAUUGACUGGGUCAAUUUGCAUUGUGGACUUUGCACGGACAUAAACGAAGUUGUGUAACGUUUCGUUAUUGAAAAAUGACUUUUUCCAGAGCCUACGCCUUUUGACGUUACGUUAUAUCCUUUCUGCAGCUGUUGAAUAUAGCCUAUAUUUAAUCCCUAGUCACAAGGCUGGAAUUGGAACAGAAGGCUGGAAGUUCACAGACAACCUGAAAAAUGCAUUUGGUGGUCCGACGAUACAGGCCCUCCGACAAGGAUGCUGUGUUAACCCUGUUCAGUGAUGGCAUCUUGGAGCACAUCAACCCUUCGUUCUACAACGCCAUUAGCAACCCUGUCAAUGUGGGCGUCACCCUAUUCCUUUCUGUGGCUGGGUACAUGCUGGGAGGUGGGUCUACUCUCUGGGCCUUGCUGUUGGCUGGAUCCUGGGUAGGUCUGGUCUACUACUGCUGCAGCCAACUGUACGCCAGUUACGUCAGAGAGAGGCUGCGUACGGACAUGCAGGACAUUCCAGGAUGCUACCUGAGCCACCCCGACAACUGCUUCUGGGUGGCUGAGACUGAGGUCAACGGCAGGGUUGAGAUUUUAGGUAUGGUGGCCGUGGUGGGCAGAAGAGACGGGGAGAUGUGCGGUGAACUAUUCAGGAUGAUUGUAUCAUCGAAGUGUCGUCGGACAGGGCUCGGUUACAGGAUGACCCAGACCGUUAUUGACUUUUGUAAAGAGCGAGGGUUCUCUAAGGUCGUCCUGGAAACCAGUUCCAUCCAGACUUCUGCAGUGGCCCUGUAUAAGAAACUGGGCUUCUCGCACAUCCUGUCACACACCAAGACGUAUUCUCCUGAAUGGAUGACAAUUAUAUCCCGAGUCACCAUUCUGAAGAUGGAAAAAGUCAUAUAGGCCUUCCCAUGAUUUGGUAUAGUAAGUGUUAAGAUGUGCCUCUUUUUGGUUCUGAAGCACAGAUUAGAUGUCUUUGAGACAAGAAUUUGAUGCAAUACCGUAGGCCUAUAUUAGUAACUAGAUCGAAUAAGCAAAGGUCAAAAUAUAAAAUGGUAUAAUGUAGCCUAUUGAAAUAUUUUAGAAAAAUAUGUAUUUUCCCCAUUCAGUUUCACACUCGUGAGUCGCGACCCCCGCAAAACAUUCUCAUGGAGGGGGGUUGGGAAACUGCUCUCUCAUUGCCACCACCAGCUAAAGAGUUUUCUCCCUAAUCGUCUUCCCUAUGACCCAUGGCUCUCCAAACCUGUUCCUGUAGGUUUUCACUCCAACCCCAGUUAUAACUAACCUGAUUAGGGUUUAUCAAUCAGCUAAUUAUUAGAAUCGGGUGCACUAGAUUAGGGUUGGUGUGAAAAUCUACAGGACGUAGGUAGUUCUCCAGGAACAGAAUUGGAGCGCCCUAUAUAUAUAUACUAUGACCUAUAUAUACUAUAUAUAUAUAUAUAUAUAUAUAUAUACUAUGACCUAUAUAUACUAUAUAUGACCUAUAUGUACUAUAUAUACUAUAUGACCAAUAUGUAAUAUAUA
Salmo salar (Atlantic salmon) is the source of this 1686-nucleotide messenger RNA. RefSeq names its product N-acetyltransferase 8-like 2 (gene nat8l2). Lineage: Eukaryota; Metazoa; Chordata; Actinopteri; Salmoniformes; Salmonidae. The record is from RefSeq and is a predicted model, not a curated record. Gene Ontology annotation, molecular function: N-acetyltransferase activity.